AUGGACACACGAUCAGAAACCAGAGGCCCCAACCGGGAAACACCACGGGACUCGUCGCCGUCAACUGUCUUCGAUGGCGAUGAACAACGGCCCGUCGAUGUUGAAAAGACGCUGCCGACCACAGCGACCGCUGACACCAAUGCGCCGCCCGAUGGUGGGCUGGCGGCGUGGACGGUAGUGCUCGGGGGCUUUUGUACCGUCUUUGCAAGCUUUGGCUGGAUCAACUGUAUCGGAAUUUUCCAAGAUUACUACCAACACCAUCAACUGGCUUCAUAUUCACCCAGCACUGUGGCUUGGAUCACAUCGACCGAAUCAUUUAUGAUGUUUUUCUGGGGCCCUGUCGUUGGCAAAAUGACGGAUGAUCUCGGCCCUCGCAUUCCUGUACUGAUUGGAUCAUUUUUACAUGUUUUCGGCCUCAUGAUGACAUCUCUGUCGAAAGAGUAUUACCAAAUAUUCCUCGCCCAGAGUAUUUGCAGUGCUAUGGGCUGCUCUUUUCUUUUCUAUGCCCCUAUCGCCGCCCUGGGGACGUGGUUCCGUCGGCAUCGGGCUUUCGCGUUCGGUAUUGUAACAGCCGGGUCCAGUCUUGGGGGUGUCGUUCUUCCUAUAAUGGUCAAUCAUCUGGUUGUGUCAGCCGGCUUCGCCUGGGCUAUGCGAUCUACGGCAUUUCUUUUUCUCGCACUCUUAAUCAUCGGAAAUCUCACGGUCAAGUCUCGACUACCUCCACCAAAGCGGCCGUUCAAGUUCAAGGCUUUCAUUGUUCCAUUUUAUGAGCGUCCUUUUCUGCUUCUCACCAUCGGAACAUUUAUGGUUUAUAUCGGUGCCUUUUUGCCGUUCAAUUUCAUUAUUGUGCAGGCAAAGGCAACAGGAAUGUCCGCAGGUUUGGCCGGCUACAUGGUGUCCAUCAUCAACGCUUCAUCGACUUUUGGGCGUAUCAUCCCUGCGUAUGUCGGCGAUCGCGUCGGCGUGUUGAAUGUCAUGCUUCUUUUCACGCUCCUAGGCGGCAUCUUUACUUUGGCCAUUUGGCUGCCGGCCCAUUCAAAUGCGCCUUUAAUCGUCUAUGGUGUUCUCUACGGUUUCUCAUCUGGCUGUACCCUAUCUAUUAUUCCGGCCAUUGUCGCAUCCAUCUCCGAUAUGCGAGAUCUCGGAACACGAAAUGGAUCGCUCUACGUUUUCGCCGCCAUUGCCACUCUCGUCGGAAAUCCUAUCGGCGGUGCAAUCGUCAGCAGACAAAACGGCAGUUUUUCCGGCUUGAUUAUCUUUUCGGGUGUCACAGCACUUCUCGGAGCUGUCAUUGUGGUGCUUGCGAGGCAUUCUUUAGUUGGCCCAGGGUUGUGGAAGAAAGUCUAA
Akanthomyces muscarius is the source of this 1347-nucleotide messenger RNA. RefSeq lists its product as uncharacterized. Gene Ontology annotation, biological process: transmembrane transport. Gene Ontology annotation, molecular function: transmembrane transporter activity. The transcript is spliced from 5 exons. Bases 1 to 1347 code for a protein of 448 amino acids. NCBI's taxonomy places the organism in Eukaryota, Fungi, Ascomycota, Sordariomycetes, Hypocreales, Cordycipitaceae. The record is from RefSeq and is a predicted model, not a curated record. Gene Ontology annotation, cellular component: fungal-type vacuole membrane.